This is a messenger RNA of Lathyrus sativus (Indian pea), 678 nucleotides long. The record is from the annotation of a GenBank genome assembly. NCBI's taxonomy places the organism in Eukaryota, Viridiplantae, Streptophyta, Magnoliopsida, Fabales, Fabaceae.
AUGUUUGAACGACUUGCGAAGAAUGGAAGUGAGUUUGAGAAAAAGACUAAGCAGCACAUUAAGGAAUAUGCAGAUGCUGGUUUGAGGACUUUGAUAUUGGCCUAUCGCAAACUUGAGGAAGAAGAGUACACUCUUUUUAAUAAAGAAUUGAUGGAAGCCAGGAGCUUAGUAAGUGCAGAUCGAGAGCAGAUUAUGGAGGACGUAUUAGAAAAUAUCGAAAAGGAUUUAAUUCUUCUGGGUGCUACCGCAGUUGAAGACAAACUUCAAAAUGGGGUUCCUGAAUGUAUUGAUAAGCUAGCAGAGGCAGGAAUAAAGUUAUGGGUUUUGACUGGUAAUAAAAUGGAGACAGCAAUCACUGUUGGGUUUGCUUGUAGGUUACUUCGGCAAGAAAUGAAACAAAUUAUCAUUAGUUCAGACACUCGAGAAACCAAAUCACUUGAGAAAAUGGAAAACAAGUCUGAUGCUGAUGUGGCAAUCAAGAAAAGUGUUGUUUGUCAAUUAAUGGAAGGAAAGGAAUUACUUGGUGCAUCAAUUGAAAACAUCGAGGCGUUAAUUGAUGGAAAGUCUCUGACAUAUGCACUAGAAGAUGAUGUAAAGGACUUGUUUCUUGCACUUGCAGUUAGUUGUGCGUCUAUUAUAUGCUAUCGUUCUUCUCCGAAGCAAAAAGCACUUGUAUAA